Molecule: messenger RNA, 756 nt
Organism: Letharia columbiana
Lineage: Eukaryota; Fungi; Ascomycota; Lecanoromycetes; Lecanorales; Parmeliaceae
Exons: 2
Coding region: 1-756 (251 amino acids)
Biological process (GO): mitochondrial respirasome assembly
Cellular component (GO): mitochondrion
Source: RefSeq, a predicted model, not a curated record
AUGUCCGACGCACCUCUCCCCUCCUCUUUCGAUGCCGAUUUCUUUGAAGAAAACCGCUGGCAGAAAUUCACCCGUCGCCUCAAAGAAGAACCCCUCAUCCCCUUCGGCGUCGCCGUAACCUGCUGGGCCCUCUACAACGCCAGCCGCUCCAUCCGCCAAGGUAAUGGCGCCCGCACAAACCAAUUCUUCCGCUACCGACUCUAUGCGCAAUCAUUCACCCUCGUCGCCAUGCUCGGCGGCUCGUACUACUACAACGCGGACCGCCUGAAACGGAAAGAGUAUACGGAUCUGGCGAAGAAAAGAAAAUCGCAGGAGAAGAGAGACGCCUGGAUUCGAGAGUUGGAGGCGCGAGACCAGGAAGAUAGGGAGUGGAGGGAGAAGUUGGGUAGGGUAAGGGAUUUUCAGAGGGAGGAGGUGGAGAGGGAGGCGAUUGAGGAGAUGAAGAUGAGGGAGGGGCGGAGUGAUGAUGGGAGGGGGGUAAUUGAUGCGUUGAAGGGAAAGAUGAAGGAUGUAAAGAAUACGGAGGCGAACAAAGAGGCUGCAGAGCUAGAGCAGAGGAAGCAGCAGAUCAAGGAGAAGAGGCGAGAAAUGGAGAAGAAGCAAGAGGUGGAGAGAAUGAAGCAAGCAGUGACCAAGCAGGAGGCUGGUAUGGGCCCUGAUACAAGAGUGUGGGGUGAAGCGGGAGGAGGCUUGUUUGGAUGGAAGCAUAUUAGAAAUUGGUUCAAUGGACCCCGGGAUGGUGAAGGGGAAAACUAG